UCAUCAAGUUCAAGGACAUACAUCCUCCAAAAGAGGAAACAUCGAAGUACAUUGGUAUCCUAUUGGAAAAAGAGGUCUUCUAAAGGAGAAACGGAUGCAUUGACAUUUUUGGUGUAUGCAGUUUGCCAAAAAUUAUUGGUACUAAAGGACUGGUUUUUCGGGAGAUCAGAAACAGUGAGGAGGAAACAAACCUGCGAUGAGCCCCCUUAAUUCACCCUCCUUGUUUAACGUCACUAUUGUACGUCCCGAAUUCUUUUACAUAAGCGGUUUUGCCGGUAUUCCCCACACAAAAUACUACUAUGUGUUCUUGUGCUUGUGCUUUGCUCUGACUCUACUGGGAAACACUUUUAUCAUGUUUGUGAUUUACACUGACCACUGUCUUCACAGUCCAAAAUACAUUGUCGUUUUUAAUUUGGCUGUGUCCGACCUGUGUGGAAGCACAACAGUCAUUCCUCAGAUGAUUGACACCUUCCUGUUUAAAUCACAUUUAAUCUCCUACAAGGCCUGCUUGACUAAUAUGUUUUUUGUUUUUUGGUUUGGCUCUGUGCAGUCUCUCACUCUCACUGUUCUGUCCUAUGAUAGAUGUGUUGCUAUAUGCUUUCCACUGAGAUACAAUGAGAUUGUGACUAGUAAAUCAAUGUUGGUGAUCACAGCCAUAUUAUGGAUUUUUGCUGGAACUGCCAUUCUUAUAUCUGUGAUAUUUAUCAACAGAAUAUCAUUCUGCAAAUCCAUUGUGGUAAACAGCUUUUUCUGUGAUCAUGGACCCAUACACCUUUUGGCAUGCAAUGACAACACUCCAAGUGCUGUGAUUCACUGGACACAUCCCGUUAUUAUUCUCUGGUUACCGGUACUUUUUAUCACAGGUACAUAUAUUUCUAUAGCCAGAGCGUUAUUUAAAAUUGCAGAAGCUUCUGAGCGCCUCAAAGCCAUGAAGACCUGUAGCUCUCAUUUGAUCUUGGUGAGUGUGUUUUAUCUUCCAGUAUGUAUCACCUAUGCAAUGGGCUCUGCCAUUCAACUGAAUGCCAGGAUCGUAAACAUGUCUCUGACCACUGUCUUGCCAUCAAUGCUGAAUCCAAUCAUUUAUUCUCUGAAGACAGAGGAAUUCACAGAAUCCAUUAAAAAGCUGUACAGAAGAAAAAAAAUUCACAUCGAUGUAAGGAAUAAAUAAAAGUUUUAAUCACAAAUUUUAACCCUCCGCUCAGCUGAACUGUAAGAGCUAUUAACAAAUUAAAUCCAAUAAAUUGGAACACAGUGAUAGAUAUGAAAAUCAAUUAUUUAUUUUCAAAAAUCUGAUUUAAAAUUUAAGUUAUAUAUGUAGUCUGUAUGUUUUGAGAUUUGUUAAUUAAAUCUGAAAAUAUAAACUAAAAGGUUUAUUUUGCAUGUCUGUUAAAUCUGACUCAUAUCUAGCAUAAAUCAAUUGCCCAAUCAAUGCCGAACCUCACUAAUGUUCUUCUGUUCAUCAUAGAUUUCAGGUGUGUACAUACUUUUGGCCAUAUAGCGUGUUUGGGUGUUCAGGCCUGGUGUUUCCUCUGUUUCUGUUGCCUUACUGAUCUGCAAACAUCCUUGUGAGGUCCCUGUAAAAAGCACUUUAUAAAUAAAACUGAACUGAAAUUGCGACCUUGUAAAAUUUGGGAACAGUCGACCUUUAGGGGGCACUAUACCAACUAUGAAAGUUUUCAAAGAGUGCAUCUUUGGCUUUGCUUCAUGGAAAAUUUUAUAAUUUACAUUAAUAAUGAACCAGCUUUUGCAAUCUAAUCCUAGGCCGUUAGGCU
Messenger RNA from Anguilla rostrata (American eel), 1772 nucleotides. RefSeq names its product olfactory receptor 1E16-like. Gene Ontology annotation, molecular function: odorant binding; olfactory receptor activity; G protein-coupled receptor activity. Bases 197 to 1168 code for a protein of 323 amino acids. Gene Ontology annotation, biological process: detection of chemical stimulus involved in sensory perception of smell; G protein-coupled receptor signaling pathway. Gene Ontology annotation, cellular component: membrane. Lineage: Eukaryota; Metazoa; Chordata; Actinopteri; Anguilliformes; Anguillidae. The record is from RefSeq and is a predicted model, not a curated record. The transcript is spliced from 2 exons.